Molecule: messenger RNA, 1625 nt
Organism: Lepus europaeus (European hare)
Lineage: Eukaryota; Metazoa; Chordata; Mammalia; Lagomorpha; Leporidae
Exons: 3
Coding region: 1-1314 (437 amino acids)
Molecular function (GO): nucleic acid binding; RNA-DNA hybrid ribonuclease activity
Source: RefSeq, a predicted model, not a curated record
AUGGGGUUCGGGUCCCCUCCCCGAACCCAGGUGCGUAAGCCCACCACGGGGGACUAUCGGCCUGUACAGGAUUUGAGGGAGGUUAACAAAAGAACUAUUAAUAUCCACCCAACAGUGCCAAACCCCUACACCCUCCUUAGUACUCUCAGUCCUGAAAAACAAUGGUAUACUGUUUUAGAUCUAAAAGAUGCUUUCUUUAGCUUACCCCUAGCACCUAAGAGCCAAGAGCUUUUCGCCUUCAAAUGGACGGACCCAGAAAGAGGCAUCAAUGGACAGCUAACUUGGACACAGCUGCCACAAGGGUUUAAAAACUCUCCCACCCUAUUCGAUGAGGCUCUCCAUAAAGACCUGAGUGAGUACCGACAGACACACCUAAACCUAACCCUCUUACAAUAUGUAGAUGAUCUACUGAUAGCAGCACAGACCCUCGAGGAAUGCACCCGAGGAACGGAGGACCUCUUGCACACUUUGGGGAGCCUGGGCUACAGAGCAUCUGCUAAGAAGGCCCAACUCUGCAAGACUGAGCCACCAACCACCCUAAACCCUGCCUCCCUGCUCCCUGACCCAGACCUGAAAGCUCCACUCCAUAAUUGUGUCAAGGUGUUAGCCCAGGUGCAUGGAGUAAGGGAAGAUCUACGGGAUCAACCCCUGCCCAACACUGAGGUAACCUGGUUUACUGACGGGAGCAGCUUCGUACAUCAAGGACAGAGGUAUGCGGGGGCAGCGGUGGUGUCAGAGACUGAGAUAAUGUGGGCCGAGCCCCUGCCGGCAGACACCUCGGCACAGAAAGCAGAACUGAUAGCCCUAACCCAAGCUUUAAAACUGGGAAAGGGAAAAAGACUUAUGGUCUACACUGAUAGCCGGUAUGCCUUUGCCACUGCCCAUAUACAUGGGGCUAUAUAUCGUAAAAGAGGUCUCCUAACAGCAGAGGGAAAAACCAUAAAGAACAAAAAAAAAAUCUUAGCUCUCCUAGCCGCUUUAUGGGAGCCAAAAAGAUUGACAAUUGUGCAUUGCCUGGGCCACCAGAAACCUAUAGACCCCGUGUCAAGGGGCAAUUAUUUCGCUGAUCAGACUACUAAGAAAAUAACUAUGGCCCCAAUUCAGGCUGUAGUCGUACAACAACAAUUCCCUGAUCCAGGACCCAGGAACUUGCCUCCAAUGCCCGAGUACACCGAGAAAAACCUGCAAUGGGUAAAAACACUCCCUGAGGCACAGCUCCUUAAUGGGUGGUGGAGAGACUCUAAAUGUCGCAUCAUACUCCCUAAAAAACUAGAAAAAAAGUAUUACAAAAAAUCCACCACAGCACUCACCUAGGCACCAGGAGGAUACAGGACUUAAUAAGACAAACGAAACUACAAAUAAAAGAGGCCCCCAGCAAAAUUGACCAAAUUGUUGUCAAAUGUAAAGUCUGUCAACUCACUAAUGCAGGAAGAAAUGUUCAGAAUUCUGGAACAAGACAGCGAGGAGAUAAACCAGGAGCCUAUUGGGAAGUAAAUUUUACUAAGGUAAAGCCAGGAAAGUACGGGUACAAAUACUUAUUAGUUUUUGUAGAUACCUUUUCAGGAUGGGUAGAAGCCUUUCCCACUAAAAAUAAAACAGCCCAGGUGGUGGCCAAAAAAAUACUG